AUGAAUGAAGGCACAAUCAUUGAAUCAAGAAAUGUUGAUGAUAGAUUUCCCUAUAAAGAAAAAUCAGCAACGAGUUCUAACAAAAGAACAUAUGAAACUGCUAAUGAUGGGUUUCAAAGUGAUGAUGAACCUAGACGAAGUACUAGGGCAAAAAUUGCUAAGUCCUUUGGACCGGAAUUCCUAACAUAUACUAUGGAAAAUGAUCCAAGGACCAUAAAAGAAGCUUUAUCCACUCCCGAAGCGCCGCUUCGGAAAGAAGCAAUCAAUAGUGAAAUUGAUUCAAUUAUGCAAAAUCAUACGUGGGUAUUGGUUGAUCUACCUCCGGGAAAUAAACCGUUGGGCUGUAAAUGGAUUCUCAAAAGAAAGUACAAAGCCGAUGGCUCGAUUGAUAAAUACAAGGUAAGAUUAGUAGUCAAAGGAUUUAGACAAAAGGAAGGUCUAGAUUUCUUUGAUACUUAUUCGCCCGUAACGAGAAUCACAUCAAUUAGAGUACUUCUAGCAAUUGCUGCCUUGCACAAUCUAGAAGUUCACCAAAUGGACGUUAAGACAACCUUUUUAAAUGGUGAAUUAGAAGAAGAAAUAUACAUGGAACAACCCAAAGGGAUUGUUGCUCAUGGACAAGAGUCCAAAGUAUGUAAACUUGUGAAGUCACUUUAUGGACUAAAACAAGCUCCCAAGCAAUGGCAUGAAAAAUUUGAUAGAACAAUACUAGCAAAUGGGUUUAAAAUAAAUGAGUGUGAUAAAUGUGUAUACAUUAAAAACACACCAAAUGAAUUUGUGCUUAUAUGUCUCUCUGUGGAUGACAUGUUAAUUAUGGGCAGUAAUCACGAGAUAAUCGUGAAAACUAAGAAAAUGUUAUCGACACAUUUUGACAUGAAAGAUAUGGGUCUAGCCGAUGUAAUUUUGGGAGUGAAAAUUAUCAAAAAUGAAAAUGGACUAGUUUUUACUCAAUCUCAUUAUAUUGAGAAAGUACUACGAAAAUUUAAAAUGUUUGAUAGUCCACCUGCUACGAUCCCAAUCGAUUUGAAAAUUCACUUAGCCAAAAAUUGUGGAGAACCAGUGGAUCAACUGAAAUAUUCUCAAAUUAUAGGCAGUCUAAUGUACGUCAUGAAUUGCACUCGUCCGGACAUUGCUCAUUCGGUUAGUAAAUUAAGUAGAUUUACAAGCAAUCCUAGAAAUGACCAUUGGAAUGCAUUAACUAGAGUACUUAGAUACUUGAAAUAUACUCUAGAUCUUGGUUUGCAUUAUACAAGAUAUCCAUCUGUACUAGAAGGCUACAGUGAUGCGAAUUGGAUAUCCGAUACUAAAGAUUAUAAAUCCACAAGUGGUUAUGUUUUCACUAUAGGUGGAGCUGCUGUGUCAUGGAAAUCUACAAAGCAAACAUGUAUAGCUCGAUCCACAAUGGAGUCGGAGUUCAUAGCUUUAGAUAAAAUUGGAGCAGAAGCGGAAUGGCCUCGUAAUUUCCUAGAAGAUAUUCCGUGUUGGAAUAAACCAGUGCCGACAAUAUUGAUUCAUUGCGAUAGUCAAUCAGCAAUUGGAAGGGCACAAAGCAGCAUGUAUAAUGGUAAGUCUAGACACAUUCGUCGCCGACAUAAUACCAUAAGGCAAUUGAUCUCAAAUGGAAUAAUUUCUAUAGACUAUGUAAAGUUUAAAGACAACUUAGCAGAUCCGUUGACUACAGAUUUACCAAGAGAUCAACUACAAUGUGGUCCUUUGAGCAACGAGACACUAGUGAAUAAGGUAUUGAGAACUCUUCCAGAAAGGUUCAGCAUGACGGUUACUGCUAUUGAGGAGGCUAAAGAUACAUCAUCUCUACGGCUGGACGAAUUAAUAGGAAGUCUCAACUACAUUGAGCCCGGCGACGAGCUGAACCCGAUUGACCCAGACAACUUUGAUUUUGUGGGUCCCUCUUCCACCGCCGGAAGAUUUCCAACGCGCCGGUCAAAGCGCACGAACCCUUUUCCAGAUCUGAACACUGCGGUGCCUCAACGCCGAAGAGGAGAAAACUCUCCCCGGAGAGGAAGCAGAGGUGGAAGAAGAGGAAGCAGAGGUGGCCGCACUCCAGUCCAGUCAAACCCACGAAGAGGUCUUCAUCUGGUAGAUGAAGAAACUGAUGACGAAGCAGGGGAUCCUACCUUUGCUGCACCACAGGCUCAAGCCUUGUCCUCCAGCUCCUCUGAGUCUUCAUCCAACAACUCACCUUCCCCAGCAUCAACUCAGGGGGAGACGUCGCAGCCCAGCAUGGCAAUAGCAGCCUCUCAACAUUCUGUUCCUGAAGGUGUUGCUGCACAUGCUCCAGAAGAUGCUGCUGCACCUACUGUUUCAGCAAAUGUUUCUCAGAAUGCUGCUGAGGAUGCUGCCCCUUAUCAGGAUGAAGAAAUGCCUGACUUCUCUGGAAUGUCAUCAGCAGAGCAUGUAGACAUUCCAUUUGUCGAUGCUCAGGAGUUCACCACUACAGAAGAAACUCCAUCAGAACCUCAGGGAGAUCCUCUGGAAACCCUGGCAGAAGCAGCAGCUCAAGCAGAUACAAUUCCUCCUCAGGCUGAAGAAUCAGAGAAAAGUGAAGACAGUUGGGAGGUUCCACUAGCUACUUUUCGCAAAAACUUGUCCUCUUCUGAUUCCGAAAGUGAAUCCUCUGAAGACUCUUCUCAGCAGGAAGAAGGUGUUGCCCCACGUGCUGCAUCACCUGAACCAGCAUAUGUUCCUGAUGAGCUUGAAGAUUCAGAAGAUGAUGAUUCCUCAGAAGAAGAAGAACCAGACCUGGAUGGGAAGAACUUGUCAACCCCUUUUGAGGUAACAAAUGCUUUCAGUACUAAUUUCUAUUUUGAGUCUGAUUCACUGUUGAGUCCUCAAGUCAUGAAUUGUCAUUUCAUUGAGGAGAAGAAAAUUUCUAAGGAAGAAUUUGAUAAGCAUAGGAUAACAGCUUUUCUUCACCAAAGAAAAAUCCUUAACCUAGUUGAGAUUGCCUGCUCUUAUGAUCCCUUGGUUGUGAAAGAACUCACAGUGGCUAAUUGGAUUCCAUCCAAAAAUGUCUCUGUGGUAACUAAGCCUCAUGCUGUACUCAUGUACAAAUUGGGGAUGGGUUUACCAGUGGAUUUUGGCAAACUGUUCUUUGAUACUAUUGGUCAUCUUGCCCAGAAAAUUUCACCCUCCACUCACCUUCCCUAUCCUUCUCUCAUCUAUUCCAUCUUACUUUCUCAAAACUUGGGCCAAGAUGACUCAGAAUAUCUUCACACCCCACAAGGUCAAAAUAACAUUGGUACUGAGGGUGUUGCACCUCAUGUUGACAACACUUCUAACCUUCUUGUGUCUGUUCCUAGAGAUCUUCUAUUGCAGCAGCUUACUCAUUCUCUAGCUCAGAUUACCUAUCAUCAGUCCAUGGUGGAGAUGAUUCAGAAGGCUCUUUCUGAUCAAAAAGGGGGAGAAAAAGAUCAUGAAACUGAAGCAGGAACAUCUCAUCCCUUGGAUGCUAGAGGCAGAGAGCAAGGAGUCAAUGAAGAGGAGGCAAAGAAAGAGGGGGAAGCUCAAGAAGAAAGCAGUGGAUCUAGUGAUGGAGGAGGAGCAGCAGCUGAAACUGAGGAGACCUUGGAGACUUUGGAUAUUUUACUUUAG
Molecule: messenger RNA, 3612 nt
Organism: Erythranthe guttata (spotted monkey flower)
Lineage: Eukaryota; Viridiplantae; Streptophyta; Magnoliopsida; Lamiales; Phrymaceae
Source: RefSeq, a predicted model, not a curated record